AUGGAGAUGCGAAUAGUACAAUUUGGGAAGAGUUUUUUGGGUAUUGGAGAAGAAUACCAAAGACUAUGCAGAUGUGGAUUUGCUGGAGAAACAGGUCCACGAUGUAUAAUUCCUAGUGUGAUAAAAAAAGCUGGACUGCCUAAGCCUAUCAAGGUUGUUCAGUAUAAUAUCAAUACAGAAGAGUUAUAUUCUUAUCUAAAGGAAUUCAUCCACAUACUAUAUUUCAGGCAUCUGUUGGUGAACCCCCGAGACCGGCGAGUUGUGGUGAUUGAGUCAGUUUUAUGCCCUUCACACUUCAGAGAGACUCUCACUCGAGUUCUUUUCAAAUAUUUUGAGGUUCCAUCUGUCUUGCUAGCUCCAAGUCACCUCAUGGCUCUUCUGACGCUUGGAAUUAACUCUGCCAUGGUCCUGGAUUGUGGAUAUAGGGAAAGCCUGGUGUUGCCUAUAUACGAGGGGAUCCCAGUACUGAAUUGUUGGGGGGCUCUCCCCCUAGGAGGAAAAGCACUGCACAAAGAGUUGGAAACUCAGCUGUUGGAACAGUGCACGGUAGACACCAGCACUGCUAAAGCGCAGAGCCUUCCCUCGGUGAUGGGUUCAGUUCCAGAAGGUAUCUUAGAGGAUAUUAAAGUGCGCACUUGCUUUGUAAGUGAUCUGAAGCGUGGACUCAGCAUCCAAGCAGCAAACUUUAAUAUGGAUGGGAAUGACGAACGUCCCCCAGUGCCCCCAGAUGUCAGCUAUCCAUUAGAUGGGGAGAAGAUUUUACAUAUCCUGGGAUCAAUCAGAGACUCAGUUGUAGAAAUUCUUUUUGAACAAGAUAAUGAAGAGAAAUCAGUUGCCACGUUAAUACUGGAUUCCCUUCUGCAGUGCCCAAUAGACACCAGGAAACAGCUUGCGGAGAACUUGGUGGUCAUAGGUGGUACCUCUAUGUUGCCAGGAUUUCUUCACAGGUUGCUUGCAGAAAUAAGAUAUUUGGUAGAAAAACCAAAAUACCAAAAAGCACUUGGUACAAAGACAUUCCGGAUUCAUACUCCACCUGCAAAGGCUAAUUGUGUGGCCUGGUUGGGAGGGGCUAUUUUUGGAGCACUGCAAGAUAUACUUGGGAGCCGUUCCGUGUCAAAGGAAUAUUAUAACCAGACAGGCCGGAUCCCUGACUGGUGCUCCCUCAAUAAUCCACCUUUGGAAAUGAUGUUUGACGUUGGAAAAGCUCAGCCGCCUCUGAUGAAGAGAGCGUUUUCCACUGAGAAAUAGAAGUUUGGUUAAAUACAACUUUAUUUCACUUCAGAUACUUGCAAGGAGACUACACAGUGCGUAGGGUGCUUUACUGUAGGUAACUACAGUGGACGCCGAAGCUUCUCUGUUUAUUCUUUGCAUUAGAGUUUAAUUCAUGUGACCUUGCCUGUCUUGUACUGCGGUCUGUUGUAUUUACAGCCGUGAAGUAAAGCUAGCAGUGUAGUUUUGGAUGUUUGUUACGUAGUUGAGAUUUCACAAAGAACAAUAAGAUGCUGAGAUGCUUCUCCACCUUCCCACAGUGUGUCCUGGGCCUGAGAUGCCGAGUGUGACUAUCUUCUGCAGUGGUUACAUUUAAUGAGUCAGUGACAUUAACCAUGAUAAAUUAUUUCAGGUACUGGCAUGGACCCAUUUUAACCCUUUCUUUGGUACUUCUGUACCCACAGCUAUGUCAGUGCUGCUUUUCUAGAAACGCGCUCCAUCCUGUGGACUGACUGU
Molecule: messenger RNA, 1725 nt
Organism: Fukomys damarensis (Damara mole-rat)
Lineage: Eukaryota; Metazoa; Chordata; Mammalia; Rodentia; Bathyergidae
Gene: Actr10
Product: actin related protein 10
Exons: 13
Coding region: 1-1248 (415 amino acids)
Biological process (GO): retrograde axonal transport of mitochondrion
Source: RefSeq, a predicted model, not a curated record